AUGUCCAACAAUCCCGGAAUGUUCGAGGAUGCGAAAGCGGGGGAGCUCUGCGACCUGGUGCUAGAGUGUGAUGGGGUGAGGCUUAGCGUCCACAAAGUCGUGGUCUGGAAUUGGUCCGAGGUGAUCAAGACUGCCUGUAAGAGCAAUUUCAAGAAGGAAGGUCGCACCAACGUCGUCCAGAUCCCGGAUUUCUCUCUGGCUACCGUGAAGCGGAUGGUGGAGUACAUGUACCUCGAAAAGUAUACGUUGGGUAACGAGCUUAAAUGGAUUUCAGAACUCGCGGGCUUAAGAGUUGAUACGAGCUCGGAUUUGGCCGCCGCUCCCGCAUCGGACACUUCCCUGGAUUUCAUCUCUCUUACGGAGUCGGCUAAUGAGACUACCGAUUCCACGCCACCCACCACUGCGGAGAUACUGCGUCCUCAUCUCGAGAUGAGUAUGAUCGCCGGCUACUACCUAGUCCCGGGCCUGGAGACCUUUGCGCUGGAGGAAAUCACCAAGGCACUGAAACAAACCUGGUCGCCUGCUGGAAUCGAUGAUUUGAUUUCAGAAGUCUACCCUUCGCUUCCGCACGAGGCGACUCGGAGGCACCUAUCUGAACUGGUUGUUGAACACCUCAACGAUGUUCCGAUCAACGAGACUCUUUUCCCGGAUCCAUUCUCCCUCCAGGUCAUUUCAGCGCUCAGGCGUGAACUAACAACAGCUAAAGAAAGUAUCAAAGCGCUUACAGAAAAGUCACUUCUUUCGGACACUAAUAUGGACUGGGCGCGGCGACAAUAUCUGCAACUGAAGGCUAAUCUGGACAAUCUCCAGGAUAUUAGGCACUGUCGCCACUGUGGAAAAGGAUUUAACUGUCAAGUUGAGCAUGCGCGUUUGGACGAAGUGGCAUGCAUGAUCCGAUGUAGGGAGUGCAGGACUCGACAUUAUGGACCUCCAUUGUGAUGGUUGGCCGGUACACCUGCAUGGAUGCUUACAGUAAGUUUCAGGAUGAAUCUGGCUUCAGGGUGUGCCUUGGCACAGACCCAAUCAUGAUCUGUCGCUAUUGAUUUCUGU
This is a messenger RNA of Aspergillus uvarum CBS 121591, 1050 nucleotides long. RefSeq names its product BTB/POZ domain-containing protein. Lineage: Eukaryota; Fungi; Ascomycota; Eurotiomycetes; Eurotiales; Aspergillaceae. Gene Ontology annotation, molecular function: protein binding. The coding region runs from base 1 to 939 and encodes 312 amino acids. The transcript is spliced from 3 exons. The record is from RefSeq and is a predicted model, not a curated record.